ACGUGCUGACGCCAUGACGCCCCGGCUGGUGUGUUUCGGUGUGUGUGUGUAUGUGUGAGUGUGCGCGCUCCGAGUGUGUGUGUAUUUGUGUAUCGGCGGUUCCGCAGGUCCCGGAUGUUGCGGACAGUAUGAGGCGAGUGCAGGGGGACGGGGACCAGCAGCUGUCGCCGCCGCUCUCAGCAGUGGAAAACGAAGACACCUCCCUUCCUCCGCUGGCCUGUGCCUUGACUGCUGUGCCUUGUUUGGAGCGCGUGCUCAUUAAAAACUCAUACAGUGGGGGACAGAGGUCAACUGCUGCUUACUUUUGGAAGUCAUUUGUAUUACAUGAUCUGACUGGAUGAACUUUUCUGGCAAGGUGAAGAGGAACAGAAGUCUUUGUCCCCUGACUUUGGAAAUCUUGUUUAACCUUCAAACUGGCGAUGUCAAGGGUUCCAAGUCCUCCACCUCCGGCAGAAAUGUCGAGUGGCCCAGUAGCUGAGAGCUGGUGUUACACACAGAUCAAAGUAGUGAAAUUCUCCUACAUGUGGACCAUCAAUAACUUUAGCUUUUGCCGGGAGGAAAUGGGUGAAGUCAUUAAAAGUUCAACCUUUUCAUCAGGAGCCAAUGAUAAACUGAAAUGGUGUUUGCGGGUAAACCCAAAAGGGCUAGAUGAAGAGAGCAAAGAUUACCUGUCACUUUACCUGUUACUGGUCAGCUGUCCAAAGAGUGAAGUUCGAGCAAAAUUCAAAUUCUCCAUCCUGAAUGCCAAGGGAGAAGAAACCAAAGCUAUGGAGAGUCAACGGGCAUAUAGGUUUGUGCAAGGCAAAGACUGGGGAUUCAAAAAAUUCAUCCGUAGAGAUUUUCUCUUGGAUGAGGCCAAUGGGCUUCUCCCUGAUGACAAGCUUACCCUCUUCUGUGAGGUGAGUGUGGUGCAAGAUUCUGUCAACAUUUCUGGCCAGAACACCAUGAAUAUGGUGAAGGUUCCUGAGUGCCGGUUGGCGGAUGAGUUAGGAGGACUGUGGGAGAAUUCCCGGUUCACAGACUGUUGUUUGUGUGUUGCUGGCCAGGAAUUCCAGGCUCACAAAGCUAUCUUAGCAGCUCGUUCUCCAGUUUUUAGUGCCAUGUUUGAACAUGAAAUGGAGGAAAGCAAAAAGAAUCGGGUUGAAAUCAAUGAUGUGGAGCCUGAAGUUUUUAAGGAAAUGAUGUGCUUCAUUUACACGGGGAAGGCUCCGAACCUCGAUAAAAUGGCUGACGAUUUGCUGGCAGCUGCUGACAAGUAUGCCUUGGAGCGUUUAAAGGUCAUGUGUGAGGAUGCCCUCUGCAGUAACCUCUCCGUGGAGAACGCCGCAGAGAUUCUCAUCCUGGCUGACCUCCACAGCGCAGAUCAGCUGAAAACUCAGGCAGUGGAUUUCAUCAACUAUCAUGCUUCGGACGUCUUGGAGACCUCCGGGUGGAAGUCAAUGGUGGUGUCACAUCCCCACUUGGUGGCUGAGGCGUACCGCUCUCUGGCUUCGGCACAGUGCCCGUUCUUGGGACCCCCGCGCAAGCGCCUGAAGCAGUCCUAAGAUCCUGCCUGUUGUAAGACUCCGUUUACGUUCCAGAAGCAGCAGCCGCUGUUGCUGCCACAAACCACCAGGUAGACAGCACAAUCUGUGGAGCUUCUACUCCGUUGUGGGGGGAAAAGACUGCAUCGUGGCCCCAGACUUUUAAAACAGCACUAAGUAAACUUGGGGGAAAUGGGGGUGGGGGGAGGGAAGGGCCCGGGACUCGGGGCUGUUCAACCUAAUGAAAAUCCUGUUGCUGCGUCACUGUGUUCUCUUUGGCCUGGCGGAGUUUGAUACUGCGGGGAUUCAGUUUAGGCGCUAGCCCUGAGGACAUCCCAGCGGUGGUACUUUGGAGAAACCUGUCUGCAUCUGACUGAGCAGAACAGAUCGUCAGGUGCCUGGAGCAAAAAGAAAAUUUAAAAAGGACAUUUAGUUUUAAGAGAAGGGAAAAGGAAAGAAGAAAGGAUUUUUGCAGAAUUUCUCAAAAAUCAGUUUUUGGAUUCCAGUAGUAUUUAUGUUGAGAGAAGUUUUAGUACAUCCAGCUGUGCUAAAACUUGGGUAUUUGUGAGAACUCACCACGCACCAUGCAAGCAUCAGAAGAGCUCUCUUGUUGUUAGCACUUAUUGUUUGCAAGAACACAAUACUUCCCGUUACCCUUUUAUGAAAAACAACAAGGAGAGGUGAAAGGGGAAGGAGACGAUUUGAUCUAGAAGAUGAGUAUUCUGAUGUGGUAGCUUUUGGAAAAAAAUCUUUAUUUGGUGUUGAAAACUGGAAAAAGUAAUUCAUCCAGAAUUCAUACUGUCUUGACAAAAACUAUGGUUCUGUUUUUAGAUAUUGUGGAAAAUGUUUUUUGGCAUUUUUCUCUGAUUUUAUUUCUUCUCCCCUGUUCCUUUUUCUAAAAAACAAACACACACAAAACAAAAACAGAGCAAAAAGACGAGAAAAGGAAAUUUUAUUAUUAAUGCUGUGUGGAAAAACUCCCAGCCCAGAUUGCUCAGCUGUUCAUACCUGACUUGCCACCUGCAUAGGAGCCAGUCCUGUUCCUUCCAAUUCGCCCCUCUUCCUACAGGGGAGAACUUCCAAAUGUUAAUUUUUUUCUUUUUGAAAAUAUAAAUAAUGACUAUUUUGUACUGUGUGGUAUCUCUGGUCUUUUGUUUCACUCACCUGGCUUGUCUUUGGGGUCUGAGUUCCUUAAGGGAUUUUGAAGGCCUAGUUUGAUUCUUUAGCUUGCAGAGAUUAUGCUCCAGAUGUCUAAGCGGUAGGAAUUUAUUGCGUCUCCCUAAUCUCAAGUUUCCUUUGUGAGCUACCAGCAUCCGCCAGUCCCUUGUCCUUCUUAUCUCACAGUCCACAUCCUACUGAGGGAUCAGGGAAGUGGGCUCUCCUGCACCCUACAUGUUUUAAGACCGAAUUCCCAAUCUCCCUUCUCCUUAAGUAAAUACAAAAAUAUCAAGGGGACAUGAAUGUGGAGACUUAAUAAAGGGAAGUUCUUAUCUCUGA
This is a messenger RNA of Orcinus orca (killer whale), 3020 nucleotides long. It is a transcript of the gene SPOP, whose product is annotated as speckle type BTB/POZ protein. The transcript has 11 exons. The record is from RefSeq and is a predicted model, not a curated record. Gene Ontology annotation, biological process: proteasome-mediated ubiquitin-dependent protein catabolic process; regulation of proteolysis. Gene Ontology annotation, molecular function: ubiquitin protein ligase binding. Gene Ontology annotation, cellular component: cytoplasm; nucleus. The coding region runs from base 420 to 1544 and encodes 374 amino acids. Lineage: Eukaryota; Metazoa; Chordata; Mammalia; Artiodactyla; Delphinidae.